Molecule: messenger RNA, 1873 nt
Organism: Ectocarpus sp. CCAP 1310/34
Lineage: Eukaryota; Phaeophyceae; Ectocarpales; Ectocarpaceae
Source: the annotation of a GenBank genome assembly
GCUUCAUCGCCGUUGUGACGGUCAGCGAGUCGGUUCUGUCGGAGGCCUUCUCCGAGACGAAAUCACAGAUUUCCCGGGUGGUUCUCUUCGCGAGCCUCAUCAUGGCCCUGGUGCUGGUCGCAAUCGCCUGCAUCAUGGUUGUCACUGCUCGAUUCGUGGCUGGCGGGAUCGUGGGUCCGAUCAACCAACCCAUCGGUGCCGUGUACACUCAACAGGAUGGGUUUCUCGCGGCAGGCGCCAGAGACUUGGAUGGUCAACGACAUCUCCUCCCCCGAGGUCGAGGAGCUGAUGGAUGCCUUCGAGCAAAUGAAUACGAUCUUAAAGUUCGCCAACACGACCCUGGCCACAGGGAAUACCGACGAGGCGCAGCGCAUCUACGUGGGAGAGCCCUGGCCCCCUUCACGAAGCUGGGGAACGACCGCGGUGUCAGCAUCGUAAACAACAACCUCGGCAAUGUGUACGCGCUGCAGGCCGGACAGUUCGUGGCCAAGGCAAAGGACGCGGAGAAUCCAGACCAAGGCAAGGCCCUCAUGGAAGCGGCACAGGACAAUUUUGCCGACGCCGUCACAAACCACGAGCUCGCCAUCAACGACGCCGAGAUGCAUUGCGCAGCCACCAACCAGCAACCGAAUGAUGCUUCACCGCUGCACCGGAGCGCCCACCGUGGCGGUCGUGCUUCCACAGCAGUUGCUGGACAUCAUCGACCAGGCAAAAACGACGUCAAGAAUACUAGCCUGCGGGUUGCCUUCGUUGGUAUCAGGUUGUGCGUCACAUCCCCGGUGAUCUUCAAAAACCUCGCCCCUCCUCGCCGCAAGUAUCGCGACUUCGGAGACAAAGUGCAGUACGAGUCGUUCGACUUCCAUAAAAAAGAAAAGCUUCCCAAGCUUCUCGCCGCGCUCAACAAAAUUGAGGCCUACGGAGGCCAAGACUUCCAUGAGGAUGUUGCCGGAGGACUGAAGCUCGCGACGGAGCUGAAGUGAAAGGGCAACAUCCACCUUUGCAUCCUCCUCGCCGACGCGCCGUGUCACGGCAACGCGUACCACACCGGGGUCUGGGACAGAUACCCGAACGGCUGUCCGAACGGAAACGACCCAUCCAAGCUGCUCUACGAACUGCAGUACGAAACCGGUGCCGACUUCUACUUCAUCCGUAUGACCCAAAACACGGACAAGAUGAUCAAGGUGCUGCGGAAGAAGACAGGGGAUAUGUUUGCAGACGCGGGGGCUCACAGUCUUGCCCGGAGCGGGGGCAGGGCGGCCACAAGACGUGACAUCGUGGUGCACGAUCUUGGUUCGGAGGACAACCGCUUCCUGGGGUUAGUUGUGGAAAGCGUCAAGGUCAGCGUGCAACAGAGAACUAUUAUUUCAGUUCUCCCGGAAAGAACACCUAAGAGGGAGGGAGGAGUUGGACGUUGUCCAUCGCGUGGGACGUUGUGAUUGAUGCAGCCGGAAUAGACGUGUCGCCAGACAGAAGUAGCUUGAGCAGUUGUUGCAGGCUGUGCCGGUUUGACCUUUUCGAUCUGGCGUGUGUUUCGUAUCGACUCGAAAAUGCAGCCCCCUCCAUUGAACGCUGAAGACAUUUAGGGCUGUGUNGGAUGACAGCUGCGUGUGACUUAAUUUAUUUUCUGGUGCUUUCACUUCCAGAGACAGUUACAAGCACUGUGUAACCGCCUCGAGGGUGCUUGACCAUUUUGACACAACGUGGUGCGAUCAUCCCCUGUGGGGGGGAGGGAGGAUUUCUAGGAGAGAAAUCUCAAUAUUUCAUGUUGAUGCAGUAUUCAAGGAUCAUUAAAAGUAGGGCUAGUUGAUGCAGUACCAAAAUGGCGUAGACCAGGGGGGGGUGUACUCAUAAUCGACCAUGCCGUAGUCGUUAG